Meyerozyma guilliermondii ATCC 6260 is the source of this 1212-nucleotide messenger RNA. RefSeq names its product threonylcarbamoyladenylate synthase. Gene Ontology annotation, molecular function: tRNA binding; nucleotidyltransferase activity; double-stranded RNA binding. Lineage: Eukaryota; Fungi; Ascomycota; Pichiomycetes; Serinales; Debaryomycetaceae. The coding region runs from base 1 to 1212 and encodes 403 amino acids. Gene Ontology annotation, biological process: regulation of translational fidelity. The transcript has a single exon. The record is from RefSeq and is a predicted model, not a curated record. Gene Ontology annotation, cellular component: cytoplasm.
AUGAGACUAGGCGAUGAUUCUAGCUUAAUCACAACGUACAGAGCAUCACUACGAACCCAUUUCUCCACCUGGAGCCGCAGAACCAUGUCAUACACGACGAAGAUACUUCCGGUCGACGGACUGAGCAUCACCUUCAAGGGAGAUGAGUUGGAAAUUUCAGAUCCAGUCACCAAAAAAAAUCUUGAAACUGCCGCCAAAGUCUUAACAACCACCCACGAUGUUAUUGGGUUUCCAACUGAAACCGUAUAUGGGCUCGGGGGCUCGGCGUUGAGCGACGAAAGUGUAAAGUCCAUUUAUAAGGCCAAAAACAGGCCGGCAGAUAACCCAUUAAUUGUUCAUGUUUCGUCGAUAAGCCAAUUGAAACGCAAAAUACUACCACCAAAUUACCAAAUACCCAAGGUGUACGAAUCGUUGAUACACAAGUUUUGGCCUGGUCCAUUGACAAUAUUGUUGCCUGUUCAUGAAAGCUCGCCAAUUCUGAAGUUUGUAACCGCAGGGCAAUCUACAUUUGCGGUUCGGAUUCCGCAACAUCCUGUUGCCCGGGCGCUCAUUGCGUUAAGUGAUACCCCAUUAGCCGCUCCAUCAGCAAAUGCGUCUACUCGGCCGAGUCCUACAAUUGCUAGCCAUGUAUAUAAUGAUCUCCAGGGCCGUAUUCCAUACAUUUUGGAUGGCGGUUCGUGCGACUUUGGAGUCGAGCUGACAGUGGUGGAUGGUCUAGUGGACCCGCCGAUGCUUCUUCGUCCUGGUGGAGUGUCAUUGGAGGAGAUUAAGCUGGUUGGAGGAGAGCCUUGGAAAGAUGUGGUGGUUGCGAAAAAGACUGCUGGUAAAACUGAGGCCGUAAGGACUCCAGGAAUGAAAUACAGACACUAUUCUCCCACAGCUCGUGUGGUGCUUUUUGUCAAUUGUGGAGAUGGUAAAGAGGCCAUUGACAAUUACAUUUCGUCGCAUAAUCUUCAAGACUGCAAAAUCGCAUUACUCAAAUCUCGACAUUUUGUCGGCAUAUCUUCCACCUCAGCAAACAAGGAGAGCAUAGACCGUGAACUAGGUACCGACGGUCACACCAUAUCCCAUAAUCUCUUUCGGUACCUUCGAGAAGUCGACGAAACCGGCGUGGAUAUGAUCUUUGUGGAAGGAAUUGAAGAAACCAACGAAGGACUUGCGGUCAUGAACCGUCUUUCCAAAGCUGCCUUGGAGGUGGUUGAUGGCCAGUAA